Molecule: messenger RNA, 1626 nt
Organism: Botrytis porri
Lineage: Eukaryota; Fungi; Ascomycota; Leotiomycetes; Helotiales; Sclerotiniaceae
Exons: 3
Coding region: 1-1626 (541 amino acids)
Source: RefSeq, a predicted model, not a curated record
AUGCGUCUUACCUUUGGAGAAGCAGCUGCAUUAUUGCUGAUUGCUUUACCAAGCUUGAUCUCAGCACUCCCAGUCAAUACGGGGGCAAAUGUAGAACAACUUGUUCCGCUUACUUUGAUGGACAAGAGAGCAGGAGGAGAAUUGGAGACUUUGAUUCCGAUUACGCAGUUUAGGAGGGAUGUGGAAGCUCUGGCUUCGUGGAUGGGGGAUCGGGAGAAGAGAUCGGAUGGAGAGGUGGAGGUGGAGGUGGAGGUUUUAGUGCCGGUUGGGGGGAGGGAUUUGGAGAAACUUGUUCCGAUUGUGGGGAGGGAUUUGGAGAGACUCGUUCCUAUCGUACCGAUUACGCCAAGGAAUCUAGAGAAGCUCGUUCCUGUUUCACCUGGCCAUUCGAAGAGAGAAUUGGAGAAACUUAUUCCGGGUACUCCUAGAGACGUAGGGGAAUUAGAGGAGAGAAAGACUAUUCCUCCUGUAGAUCAGUUAGAUCCUGGUUCGAUGGCUCCGGAUGCUAUUACAACUGUGGAGAAGAGAAAGACUAUUCCUCCUGCUGAUCAAUUAGACCCUGGAUCUGUCUCUCCAGACUCGAUUAAAAACAACGACAAAAGACAAGAAUACGCUCACACAAAGACUGUCCUUGCCACAGUCCUAGAAACCGUCACUGGCGGUGUUGGUAUUCCAGGAUAUCCCGCUACAGCAAUUAGUGAGAUUACAAGUGUACAUGUUUCAACUGUCACUCAUCUUCCAUCUACCGUUAUCGCUGUCGUAACAGCAAGUAUUUCGUCCAGCAUCGAUACUACUUGUACAGAGAGUACCACUUUUACUGGUCCAGGAAGCGUUAUUACCACUAUUCCUCUAUCCUCAAGCACCAAAGCGGCCAUCGCAACCACAACCCCUACAGGCAUCAAAACAGGAGUAACAAGUGCGCCAAUUAUCUCCCAUGGAGGAACUAGCACAAAAGAAAGUAUGAAGACAAGUGGAACAAUCACCAGUAAAGUCCACCCAUCUGGUUCCGCACCUGGUCCCGGAAAAGCACCAUCAGGAACCGGAGCAUUCGGGACGGGAAAAAAUGGUACUCAUUCUAUUGCUGCUGGAAGUUUCCAUCUUUCGGGCACAGGUGGUGUGAGUUCAAAGACGAGAACUACUUCUGCGAAACCAUCGGCUUCGGGCUCGGUUACGACGGUUGUCGAGUCGAGCACGACAAGAAUCUAUACUACCGUUAACGCGAGUGGAAGUGGAAAUGGAUCUCUCUCCAAAGCUACUACGAGUGCUACAUCGAGUAUUAAAGCAACUAAUGGAGGUACCAGUACCUCAGUCGUUGCAGCAGGACCCACUGAGGUCAAAUCUUCGAGCAGUAGUGGUGUGAAACUUAUUUCUACAUCUACAUCUACAUCCGCUAUUGGAUCUUCUACCCAUCCUGCUUCGGUGACUUCUUCGAGUAAAGCCAUAGGUGUGACGUCGAGCGCUCAUACUUCGAUUGUAACGAGUGAUAAGCUUACAAGUUCAAGUGUUAAAGCGUCGAGUACACUGGCGACUUCGGUCAAGGCUUCUAGUACCAAGGCAGCGGUGCCGGCGAUGACGAGUAAGAUUGUUUAUUCGGGGGUGCAGAAGGUGGAGCCUUUUAAGAUUUGA